AUGCGCACUCGCCCUGGGCCCUGGCCCGCCGCGUCGGGGUCGCUUUCCCUCUCCCUUCUUUCCCGGGUCGCGCGACUCCCCGCAGCCCUGCCCACCCGGCUGUUUGUGAGGGUUCCUCUCCCAGUCGCUGAGAGAAGCUGCUGCUCCGGCCUCGGGUGCGCCAGGACCCGGAUGUGGAGUCGCUGACGCCGGCGGGGACUCCGAGGCUGGGCGGAGCGCGGCGGCGUGCGUGGGGCUGAGAGCGGGGGCCGCUGGGCAGGGGCGCUCGCCCAGCGCCGGGUGGUACCACCACUGCCCACGGGGAGGCGGCGGCCCCGUCCUCGGGCGCCCACCCGAAGCGAGGGGCCGGGGAGAGAAAAGGCCGGCAGUUAAGCUGGCCCCCCGCCGCCCUCGACGACCCCCCGGGCUAGCUGCACUCGGCUCCCCGCGCUCCCGGCCGGGGGAGAGCGUGGUUUCCGGGCGGCCGUCGCUGUAGCCCGGCCGGGAGCCCCGAGGAAGCGGAGUCCCCGCCCACGGCGCCUUCCCCGCUCCUCCGCCCGCCCGCCGCCGCCUCCGAGCCGCUGCGGUCGGGCGUACUGUCUGAGCGGGGGCGCGGCGGCGGCGGCGACGGCGACGGCUGGCGAGUGGCGGUGGGCUCGGCGGGGAUCGCGCCGCCCCCCCCCGAGAGUUCCCCCCACGUUCCCCGCGGCUCGCUGCCGCCCCCGCCGGCGUCGAGAGGCCGGCCCGGGCCCGACUCCCUCACGGGGCCCCCGGCGGCGGCGGCGGCGGCGGCUGCAGCGGAGCCCACCGCUGGGGCCCCGAUGAGUAACUCCCGGAACAACCGGGUGAUGGUGGAAGGGGUCGGGGCGCGGGUAGUGCGCGGCCCGGACUGGAAAUGGGGGAAGCAGGACGGCGGCGAGGGCCAUGUGGGCACGGUCCGGAGCUUCGAGAGCCCCGAGGAGGUGGUGGUGGUGUGGGACAACGGCACCGCCGCCAACUACCGCUGCUCGGGGGCCUACGACCUGCGCAUCCUGGACAGCGCGCCCACGGGCAUUAAGCAUGAUGGGACCAUGUGUGAUACCUGCCGCCAGCAACCAAUCAUUGGCAUUCGAUGGAAGUGUGCAGAGUGUACAAAUUAUGAUUUGUGCACAGUUUGUUAUCAUGGAGAUAAGCAUCACUUAAGGCAUCGCUUCUAUAGAAUUACUACACCUGGAAGUGAGCGGGUUCUAUUAGAAUCUCGCAGAAAAUCUAAGAAGAUUACAGCCAGAGGGAUCUUUGCAGGUGCCAGAGUGGUACGAGGAGUAGACUGGCAAUGGGAAGAUCAGGAUGGAGGAAAUGGACGUAGGGGGAAGGUAACAGAAAUCCAAGACUGGAGUGCAUCAAGCCCACAUAGCGCAGCAUAUGUUCUCUGGGAUAAUGGUGCUAAGAACCUUUACAGAGUUGGUUUUGAGGGCAUGUCUGAUCUGAAGUGUGUCCAGGAUGCCAAAGGAGGUUCUUUCUACAGAGAUCACUGCCCUGUGCUAGGUGAGCAGAAUGGCAAUAGAAAUCCUGGUGGGUUGCAGAUUGGUGACCUGGUAAAUAUAGACCUUGACCUAGAAAUUGUACAGUCUUUGCAGCAUGGUCAUGGAGGAUGGACUGAUGGCAUGUUUGAGACUUUAACUACAACUGGAACUGUUUGUGGCAUCGAUGAAGAUCAUGACAUUGUAGUACAGUAUCCGAGUGGCAAUAGGUGGACCUUCAAUCCUGCUGUUCUCACUAAAGCAAACAUUGUCCGAAGUGGGGAUGCUGCUCAAGGUGCAGAAGGAGGCACCUCACAGUUUCAAGUGGGUGAUCUUGUACAAGUUUGUUAUGAUCUGGAAAGAAUUAAGCUUCUGCAAAGAGGACAUGGAGAAUGGGCUGAAGCUAUGCUCCCAACUUUAGGUAAAGUUGGCCGAGUACAACAGAUUUAUUCAGACAGCGAUUUAAAGGUGGAAGUUUGUGGCACAUCCUGGACAUACAAUCCAGCAGCAGUUUCCAAGGUGGCAUCUGCAGGAUCAGCCAUUAGCAAUGCAUCUGGUGAAAGACUUUCCCAACUCUUGAAGAAAUUAUUUGAAACCCAAGAAUCUGGUGACCUCAAUGAAGAAUUAGUUAAGGCUGCUGCCAAUGGAGAUGUUGCUAAAGUGGAAGAUUUGCUAAAAAGACCAGAUGUGGAUGUAAAUGGACAAUGUGCUGGCCACACUGCUAUGCAAGCUGCUAGUCAGAAUGGACAUGUUGAUAUUUUGAAGUUACUUUUGAAACAAAAUGUGGAUGUAGAAGCAGAGGACAAGGAUGGAGAUAGAGCUGUUCACCAUGCAGCUUUUGGAGAUGAAGGUGCUGUUAUAGAAGUAUUACAUCGAGGCAGUGCAGACUUGAAUGCUCGCAACAAACGCCGACAGACACCACUUCAUAUUGCUGUCAAUAAAGGUCAUCUUCAAGUUGUAAAGACUUUAUUGGACUUUGGUUGUCAUCCAAGUCUUCAGGAUUCUGAAGGUGAUACUCCUCUUCACGAUGCAAUAAGUAAGAAACGCGAUGACAUCUUGGCAGUCCUUCUGGAAGCUGGGGCGGAUGUCACCAUUACAAACAAUAAUGGAUUUAAUGCCCUGCACCAUGCUGCACUAAGAGGAAAUCCCAGUGCAAUGCGUGUUUUACUAUCUAAAUUACCAAGACCAUGGAUUGUGGAUGAGAAGAAAGAUGAUGGUUAUACUGCCUUGCAUCUGGCUGCCCUUAAUAAUCACGUGGAAGUGGCUGAAUUAUUGGUACAUCAGGGUAAUGCAAACCUGGAUAUCCAGAAUGUGAACCAACAAACGGCCCUCCAUCUCGCUGUUGAACGACAGCACACCCAGAUUGUUAGGCUUUUGGUCCGUGCAGGUGCCAAAUUAGAUAUUCAGGAUAAGGAUGGGGAUACUCCUUUGCAUGAAGCUCUGAGGCACCACACCUUGUCUCAGCUACGUCAGCUCCAGGAUAUGCAAGAUGUGGGCAAGGUCGAUGCUGCCUGGGAGCCAUCCAAAAACACUUUAAUAAUGGGACUUGGUACCCAGGGGGCAGAGAAGAAGAGUGCAGCAUCUAUUGCCUGUUUCUUGGCUGCUAAUGGUGCUGACCUUAGCAUUCGAAAUAAGAAGGGUCAAUCACCACUUGAUCUCUGUCCUGAUCCAAGUCUCUGCAAAGCACUGGCAAAAUGUCAUAAAGAAAAAGUCAGUGGUCAAGUGGGUUCUCGAAGUCCUUCUAUGAUUAGUAAUGAUUCUGAAACCUUAGAAGAGUGUAUGGUGUGCUCAGAUAUGAAGAGAGAUACUCUUUUUGGCCCAUGUGGACAUAUUGCUACCUGUUCUUUAUGUUCUCCACGAGUCAAGAAAUGCCUCAUCUGUAAAGAACAAGUUCAAUCUAGGACAAAGAUUGAAGAAUGUGUGGUAUGCUCAGACAAGAAAGCAGCUGUUCUUUUUCAACCAUGUGGACACAUGUGUGCUUGUGAGAACUGUGCUAACCUGAUGAAAAAGUGUGUGCAGUGUCGGGCAGUGGUUGAGCGAAGACUGCCUUUUAUUAUGUGUUGUGGAGGUAAAAGUUCAGAAGAUACCACUGAUGAUAUCUCAAGUGGAAAUAUCCCAGUGUUACAAAAGGACAAAGAUAAUACAAAUGUCAACGCAGAUGUGCAGAAGUUGCAGCAGCAGUUGCAGGACAUUAAGGAGCAGACAAUGUGCCCAGUGUGUUUGGAUCGUCUAAAGAAUAUGAUUUUCCUCUGUGGCCAUGGAACGUGCCAACUCUGUGGAGACCGAAUGAGUGAAUGUCCAAUCUGUCGCAAGGCUAUUGAACGAAGGAUUCUUUUGUAUUAACAAGAAACUCAGUGUGUUUUGUUAGCUAAGGUAUUUGGUUAUGAGAUCUUAGUAAGCCUUUAAACUAGUUGGAGGUUCUAAUGAAUUAAUUUUGGAUAUUAUAGUUUCUUUACUAGAGUAUAAUUAAACUGUAAAUGUACCAGAACAAAAUAACUCUACAAAACAGUGUUUGAAGUUGUGUGUGUUUUAUGUUUUUAUUUUAAUUUUAAUUUGAAACAUCAAAUCCAUGUACUUCAAGAUAAUUUAUUAUUGGCUGAGGGGAAAAUCUAUGAAGGAGGAAAAAUCCUUUAAAGAUCUUCUGUUAUAAAUUUGUUAGACCUCAGAAGAUACAUUUCGUUAUAAUAUGCUAUCCUUCAGUUUAUCAUAAUUUGAUACAGUGAGUUGACACAGGUACUUAGAAAAGUUAUGCAUCAAAUGAAAGGGGCAAGUCAAACUAUUCUGUCACAUAUGGGGAAUAUUAAAGAGUGAAUUUUUUUUAAGGUAACAUAAAGUUAUCCAAAUGAUUGUUUCUGAAUCCUUAGAGCAGUGGUUCUUAACCUUCUGGCCCUUUAAAUACAGUUCCUCAUGUUGUGGUGACCCCCAACCAUAAAAUUAUUUUCGUUGCUACUUCAUAACUGUAACUUUGCUACUGUUAUGAAUCGUAAUGUAAAUAUCUGAUAUGCAGGAUGGUCUUAGGCGACCCCUGUGAAAGGGUCAUUCGACCCACAAAGGGGUUGCAACCCACAGGUUGAGAACGGCUGCCUUAGAGUAAAUGGAAGCAUAGAAUGAGAGAAUAAUGGGUUUGCAUUUAGCUUAUUUUUCUAGAUUUAAAGGGAAAAGGAAACUUGAAUCCAGUUGCCAGUAUCAAAAUGAUGGGUAGACAUGAAAAGGAAAAAUUAUAGUGGGGAACUGUAGGGAGGAAAAUUAUUCAGUCAGAGAGUAUCUAUUAACUGCUGUUAAUGAUUGCCUUUCUUAUGUUAAUUUAUACACUGUUCUGUUCAGUUAGCCUUUAAAAAAAUGCCUGUGAAAAGUAUACCUCAGUUUUCCUUGUGGUUACUUAUCCAGGCUUGAUCUGUCCAGUGAAACAAUAAUACCGUGAUUGGUCUCUGAAGUUCAAUUCAGCCUUUCUAAUAUACUCAACAACAGCAAUACCCUAGUGAUCUGAGAAGGAUAAUGCAUUGCCCAAAGGCAGCAGUUCUUUCUUCUCUGUAUCUGUUAAUUCUGACAGUGAUACUGAUUCUAGGCCUUGCUUCCAUUCUCUCUCAGAUAGUGAGGCUUCCUAUAAAGAAAACAGUCUCUCUUUAUACCUACAGACAAGGACAUUAUUUAAAUUGCCGACAAUACCCAAGACAUAGUAAAUAACCUAAAAAUAAAUACUUUACAAAGAGUAACUAGGACAUUUACAGAAAUAUGUCCAAUUACCCGUAAAUUUUUUAAACUUAAAUUUUGACUUUAGAGCAUCUAAUAAUUUUCUCUCCUUUUAAUGAGUAAUCUUAUCUAGGAUAUGUAUACACAUAAAUAAGAGUUUUGGGGUUCAUUGCUGCUAGAUUAUUAAGAUACCAGCUGUUUACAAUAGUGUCUACUAAAUACUGUGUAUAAGCUUAUUCCUAAGGAUAGUUAUCUUUUUGGUAGUUUUUUCCCCCUCUGAAUCUGAUUCUUACGUCAUUUUUUUCUGCCACAACAACUAACUUUGAAAGUAUUAAGUCUCUAGCCCUCAGAGCAUCAUGAUUCUGACUACUUAAUGGCUUCUGCCAUUGCAAGUGCUGGAGAAAACAAUGGCGAGCUUUGCUGGCUGAUUUUAUAGUCUUGGUAACUCCAUAUCUGUGUUUAGCUGAGUAACGUCAUUGAGAAUGGUAAAAUUUUUAUAAAUUUACAUUUGAAAAUUUAUUGACUCUACUCAGUUAUCUAAUAAAGGGCCACUGAGGCUAUUUGAAGUUAUAAAAUGAUAAAACAUCUGACUGAUGAUGUUCACCUAAUGAGACAAACUAUGCUCUUUUAGAUUUGAAGACAGUGUAAGUCAGGAUUUUCCUUUUCUUCCAUGCCCUAGGCCGCCCAUCUCUUUUCCAGUAGAUCCACUGGUAAGAGGGAACACCUGGCUGACUCACGCAUAGUUUGGCCAACCGGAGGAUUUUAUGGUCUAGAGCUCUAUUUAAAUCCUUUUUAUUUGUCUUCUGAGCUGCAGUGCUAAAACUUAUAUUCCUAAAAGGCAAUUUCAUCUUCCAGAUUUGUUUAGUUCCAUCAUAUUAAAAAUAUAAUAACAUAAACUAUUACAAAAGGUAGUCACUAUAAUUAUAGUGCUAUGCACUUGUGAUUUUCUGUAUUUGUACCACUUUGAAAUUUACUUAACGAAUAGAAAAUGUUUCUCUAGUCACAUUUUCAACCACCUGAAAAAUUAUUUUAAAUUUAUUUGGGGAUCGUGAGAGAGAAUAGGAACUUACGUGAGUUUCCUCUAACUGUGAAACUGCUACCUCUUACUAUAUAUGUUGCGUAGCAGUACUUUCCCAGUUAGGUGUGUUUCCUUCUCGUUACCAUCUCUUCAUCUUACACCUCAAAGAGCUUUUACUUUUCCUGGAAUCUUUCAAAACAAAACAAAACUAAUGUCCAUUCAUUAAAAAACAUAUUGGGCAUCAGGGGCUAGAUAAACGACAUUGAAAAAAAUGGUCAGCACCUUAGCACAUACAGAAUUUAUCAUGCAGUCAUAUAUUUGAAGUAAUCUAUAGACAGAGGGGUCCAAAGGUAUUGAUAGCAUUUCCUAAUGUUUUAUAGGAGUUAUCCAGUAGUAUUUGGAUUCUUUCUACCCCCUCACUCCUACAUUUUCUCUUACUCUUCUAAGAUUGUCAGCUUUGUUACCCAAAACAUACAACUUACCAGAUGGUGGUGCUAUUCCAAUUGUUUUUCUUCACAUAAUUUAACAUUGUUACUGCUUAUACUAUACUAUAAACAUACUUAAUUUUGUUGGGAGCAAGAUCGUUUUUCAAGAAAAGAUCAUUUUGUGUUAGCAUAGGAAUAUAUUAGACAAGUGGUUAGUUUAGCUGGCCAAAUUAUGCUUGGUUAUUAAUUUUAAACAUUGCAAAUUGGCCAGCUAGCUACUGAGGCAUAAAAUUAAUUGAUAAUGUUGAAAAUAAUUCUUAAAUUUAUAUAUUUGAUGGCUUUAGCCUGUAAGACUAUUCUAGCAUAUUGAAAUGCACGUUGCUUAAGAUUUAUCCAAUUCAAAUUUUAAAGCUUGCUUCAUUUUUAUAUGAUAGAAAUAUACUCUCUAGUCUGUGUUGCCCAAUUGCCAUUUUUGUUAUCAAUUUUGGACCCUUUUGGAGUAGGAAUUAGUUAAAUUUAUGAACUAAGAGACUUAGUGAUGGGGUAGGAUAGGGAAAACAGUAGGGUGUUGCUAAAGUAAAAAAGAAAUGUCAAGUGUUUGAAUUAGAGGGAAAAGGGGGUCAUGCAGAUUUUAUCAAAGCAGUAAGUGCAUUUAAUUGGAUAAUAGAAAGGGCCUUUCAACCAGUUUCCAGUGUAGUUUAAUUGACAAUUGUUUUGGAAAUUAUAGGCUUUGAUACAGCUUGCUUAAAAAAAAAAAUCCAAAA
Myotis myotis is the source of this 7375-nucleotide messenger RNA. RefSeq names its product mindbomb E3 ubiquitin protein ligase 1 (gene MIB1). Gene Ontology annotation, biological process: protein ubiquitination. The record is from RefSeq and is a predicted model, not a curated record. The transcript has 21 exons. Gene Ontology annotation, molecular function: ubiquitin-protein transferase activity; protein binding; zinc ion binding. Lineage: Eukaryota; Metazoa; Chordata; Mammalia; Chiroptera; Vespertilionidae. The coding region runs from base 801 to 3821 and encodes 1006 amino acids. Gene Ontology annotation, cellular component: cytoplasm.